Penicillium mononematosum is the source of this 1284-nucleotide messenger RNA. RefSeq names its product tyrosine protein phosphatase PTP1 (gene ptpB). The record is from RefSeq and is a predicted model, not a curated record. NCBI's taxonomy places the organism in Eukaryota, Fungi, Ascomycota, Eurotiomycetes, Eurotiales, Aspergillaceae. The transcript is spliced from 3 exons. Gene Ontology annotation, molecular function: protein tyrosine phosphatase activity. Gene Ontology annotation, biological process: protein dephosphorylation. Bases 1 to 1284 code for a protein of 427 amino acids.
AUGGCGCAUCCGACUAUCAAGAUCGACACCAGUGUCCCAGCGACCAAGCGCGGACUGCCCGAGAAUGACGACGCGGGCCUCGAUAUGCUCGCGGAUCAGGACAACCCCAAGCUGGAAGCUGGAAAUACCGAAGAUGUUCCACCGUUCCUGUGUCAAUCUGUCUCGGAGAUCCAUGACAAGUUUGAGGAACUGGAAUGGAUGCAGCGCACACGUCUGGCCGAGGGUAUGCUGGCCAAUGAUCUCUUGCAUCCCUGGGCCCUGGAGGUAGACCCAAAAGUUAGAGAGAGGAAUCGGUAUAUUAACGUCCAGGCCUGGGCAAAUUGUCGCAUCCAUCUGCGGGUUGCCGAGGGCGAAUGUGAUUUUAUCAACGCAUCUCCGAUCACUCUGGAAGACUCGGUGACACGAGAAGGAAGGAAAUACAUAGCGACCCAGGGCCCCAAACUUGGACAUCUCCCGGAUUUCUGGCACAUGGUCUUCCACGAAAGCAAGGAGGUCGGCGUUAUCGUGAUGCUUACCCAAACUUUUGAAGCGGGCCGGGAAAAGUGCGCACAAUACUUCCCAUUGGAUACGGAACAGGCUUCAAUGGUACUAUUGGCGGAUGAAUCGGACGUUCUCUUCGAUGAGAGUGGACAAACAGAGCCCGGUGUCUUGGGAAGAGUUACGUUGCUAGAAUCAACUUUCGACGCUAGAUCACGAUCUGAAAUCCGCAAACUCGAACUGGCCAUCGGCUCGGAGUCAAAGAUUGUCUGGCAUUUCCUCUUCGCUGGCUGGGCCGAUUACUCCAAACCCGAAGGCAGCGAUCGCCAAGCCCUUCUCGAGUUGAUUAAGUUGUCAGCGUCCAAGUCCAGCCCGGACAAUCCACGAAUCGUGCACUGCAGCGCAGGAGUUGGUCGGACAGGAACUUUCAUCGCGCUUGACCAUUUGCUAUGCGAGCUAGAGUCAGGACAUCUGUUGAAUAUGGAACCAGAGGCCGACCCUGUUUUCAAAACCGUCAAUCAAAUGCGCGAGCAGCGGAUGAUGAUGGUCUACAACGAGAUGCAAAUGCAAUUUAUCUACGAAGUGCUCCGAGAACAAACCGAUCGAAAGCUGGGCAAGAUUACGGACUGGAACAUGGACUCCCCUAACGGCAGCGAGGAACGGUCUGCGAAAAUCGCCAAGUUGAAUGACCAGGCGGAUUACUUGCCAACUUCCAAGCCGGAGUUGGAAGCUGUCCCAGAUCGCUCUCAUACGCCGACGAGAAGUCGGUCCGGCACACCGGAGCUUCCUGAUCCUGUUAAUGAAUGA